AUGUCGUCAGAUGAUCUGAAUAUUGACAAUUUGAUCACUCGACUCUUGGAAGGUUCGUUUUUUUCUCAAAAUUUCAAUUGUUUUAUCUUUUGAGUACAAUCUAUCGAUCAGUUUGAUCAUAAUCUUCAGUGUAAACUAAACUAGAACUUAUUACAAAAAAGUUCUAUGUUUGUAUAUUUUUUCACCAAACUAUAAAUCAAUUUUUUCAGUCCGAGGAUGUCGUCCAGGGAAACCAGUUUCAAUGACAGAAUCUGAAAUCAGAGCACUUUGCCACAAAUCCAGAGAAAUCUUCUUGUCGCAACCAAUUUUGUUGGAACUCGAAGCACCGCUCAAAAUCUGUGGUAUGUUAUUAUUCAAAAACCCAUUUUGUAGUGUUUUCAAAUACAAUUUCAUGAGAAAAAUAAUACAAAUUUUGUUUGUUCGUAGAAAGUUCAUACAUACUUUUGAAAUUCGGUUUGUGAAGAAAAAUUAGCUCUAAAAUUGGUCAUGUUGGGUCAAACAUCGAUUCUGCUGCAAAAUUUCGCCAUGCAGGCCAAAAAAUAAUAGCAACCUAUCAAUUUUCAUGAAAUUGUUGUGCUCAAGCACAUAGAAUGAAUUUUUGAGAGAGAAAAACAAUGACGUUUGACAAAAUGGUAGAAUUUCUGAAAACAAUGGAAUCUUGAGAGUUUUCGUUAUAGAUGUUAGUGAAAACGUUCCAGAUGUCAGUAACUGAAUAUCCGGAUCUUGACUUGAUUUAUGACGUGAAAUUCGAAAAUAUCCAUACCGAAAUGUUUCUAAUGCGAAUUAAAAUUAAACUUCUACGUCAUAAUUUAUGUUCCCAUUGAGAUGAGCAGAUUUUGGGCUUUUCAGGCUUUUGAAGGCCUAGGCUUCUCUAAUUAACAAAAGUCCACAUGAAUCUCUUGAAGAGACGCACGUAACCACAGUGGCUCUCAAGGCGCGGCUCCUAGCCAAUAUGGUUUUCUAGGCGUGGGUCCUAGACAAUCAUGUUCACUAGACUAAGACACAUCUCAUUGGGCAUUCUAGGUUCAAUUAAUUGAUACAGAAGCUCUCCCAAACUUAAGCGUGUAAUAGUUGCUUUUGAAGUCCACUGCCGCGUGUGAUUUUGACUAUAGAAUCGUGAUCAGAGAUUGAAAGACACAAAUUUUUAAAUCUCAAAUCCCUAUAUUUUGCAGGUGACAUCCAUGGUCAAUACAACGACUUGCUCAGAUUAUUCGAAUACGGAGGUUUUCCACCAGAGGCCAACUAUUUAUUCCUCGGUGAUUAUGUUGAUCGUGGAAAGCAAAGUUUGGAGACAAUCUGCCUUUUGUUGGCUUACAAAGUCAAAUAUCCGGAGAACUUUUUCCUGUUGCGCGGAAAUCACGAAUGUGCUUCGAUUAAUAGAAUUUACGGGUUUUAUGAUGAGUGUAAGUUCUUUAUUUCUUUUUUUAUUGGUUCAAAACAAAAAAAUGAAUUUUUAGGCAAACGUCGUUUCUCAAUCAAAUUGUGGAAAACCUUCACCGAUUGUUUCAAUUGUCUUCCAAUCGCUGCUUUGAUUGAUGAGAAAAUCUUCUGUUGUCACGGUGGUUUGUCGCCAGAUUUGCAAAACAUGGAGCAAAUUCGCAGAGUUAUGAGACCGACUGAUGUUCCAGACACAGGUCUUCUCUGUGAUUUAUUGUGGUCCGAUCCGGACAAAGAUGUGACUGGAUGGGGAGAAAAUGAUCGAGGUGUCUCAUUCACUUUUGGACCAGAUGUUGUUGCUAAAUUCUUGAACAGACACGAUUUGGAUUUGAUUUGUCGAGCACAUCAAGUAAGUCUUUUCAAGCCCUUACAAAAUAUUUUUCAAAAUAAUUUCUAUUGAAAACAACUUGUCAUGUUAUGUUUUUUCAAUUCUAUAAGAGUCUCACGCCGAUUCUUUUAUUCAUUUGAUGAUUUUUCUCGUCUGGUUUUCCAAACAAAAGUGUUUUGUGACGCCAUUCAAAUGCACUUUGUGUUUUCGCUUAAUUUAUGGUAUUUUUUGCAUUUCAUUUCGUCUGCGGCCCCUUGACACAAAAAAAAAUUAAUUAUCGAAAUUCUCGAAAAGGGAACUUUCCGUUUUUGUUCAAAAGUCGAGGUUGAAAAUGGGUUGGCUAAAACUAAAACACAUUACAGUUUCUCUAAUGGCAUGAAAUUGCAUUAAAACUAAUUUAAACGACGGAAUGUGACCACGAGAAAUAGAACAGAAAAUAUUGAUCAAGAAUUUAGGCCUCAAGUGAUUUUUGAGAUAAUUGGCGUGAACUUAUGACGUGACAAUUUAGAAAUUGUUUUUCGGAAAAUAUAGAAAACAAAAAUAAAAUGGGGGACGUUAAAAAUAAAUUAUUGAAACGUGAACUAUAAUGGUUUCUCAAUUUCAUUUCGAACAAGAACAAUUCUAAUUUGAAAAUUUGGAAGAAGCGAGAAAACUUACUUCAAGAAUAUGUUUUGUUCUUUGAAAAAUUGAUUUUUCAAAAGUAAUGUUAGCUAAAGUUAAAAUUUGAAAUUAGGCAAAUUUUUAGCCGGUUUCGAGAAACAGCUUUUUAGGUUUGAAAUUUGAUAUAUUGAGAUUCUCAGAUUAGAGAAAAAUCUAGUUAUCUUAAACUAGUUCUAUUCGCUUACAAUUAGUAGAGCAUAGAUUAGAUAUUUGAAAACAUUUCAUAAAAUCUUUUUGUUCUAUUUUUUAUUUUUUUUUAAUUUUUGUUCGAUUUCAUUCUAUUUUUAUCUUUUAUUUUACUUACUUCGGUCUUUAUUUUUCUCUAAUUGUAAAUAAAUAAAUAAAUAAAAUGAAUCCAUAAUUAAUUCUCUGAAAUUCUAAAAAUCCUAUUGUUUCCAGGUUGUCGAAGAUGGCUACGAAUUCUUCGCCAAACGUCAAUUGGUAACCCUUUUCUCGGCUCCAAACUAUUGUGGAGAAUUCGACAAUGCCGGUGGAAUGAUGAGUGUUGACGAAACAUUGAUGUGCAGUUUCCAGGUAAAUACUUUUUCCGUCUUUAACACACAAAAAAAUGUCAAGUAUCUGUUCUGUUUAGUAGUAGUUGUUGUCGCUUUGAGCUGCGGCGGCGGCGGACAUACUUGAAAAAAACAAUACAAAAAAAUUGGUUGUUGUUGAAAAAUACUACUAGUACUACUGCGUAGUAGAAUUUUUCGAGUACAAAAAAUGUUGAUUACGUAGGUUAAAACACACCAAUCAGUGAUCAAACUAUAUGUAAUAUUUACCCUUACUUUCCCUAAAAUUUUGCCUGCCAAUCACUUAAAAACUUGGUUAUUUGUUUAUAUUUGACUCAUUCAGUUUUUUUUUGCGAAUUGAUUGUCUAGUUCACACAAAGUUUUUACAAGAGAUUAAUUUUUCGAGAAAAAAGUGUUUCGGUUUAAAUAAAUAUUGGGAAAUAAUGAAUUUUUGUAGAUUUUGAAACCAUCGGAGAAAAAGGCAAAAUAUCAAUAUCAAGGAAUGAAUAGCGGACGACCGGCUGUAUCUGGAGGAAGGCCAGGAACUCAAGGAGGACCCAAAAAAUAA
Messenger RNA from Caenorhabditis angaria, 3502 nucleotides. NCBI's taxonomy places the organism in Eukaryota, Metazoa, Nematoda, Chromadorea, Rhabditida, Rhabditidae. The record is from the annotation of a GenBank genome assembly.